This is a messenger RNA of Schistosoma mattheei, 3061 nucleotides long. The record is from the annotation of a GenBank genome assembly. Lineage: Eukaryota; Metazoa; Platyhelminthes; Trematoda; Strigeidida; Schistosomatidae.
GACUUUUGAAUUUUUGUAAAUGUCGAACUCAGAUUUAUCAGGUCGCCAUGGUGGUGGGCUUUCAGGUGCAGCAAGCCCGGAUCCAGAGGAACCUGCUUUCGAGGAUGAAUCCGCCGCCAUACUGGGUGAUGACAAUCUUGAUGAAGAGGAGGAAUCCGGAGAGAAUUUAUUCGGUGACGAUAUGGAGCGUGAUUAUCGUCCCAUCCGGAGCUUGACGUCUAUGAGGCAGAAGGUCUUGCAGACCCCGAUGAAGACCUAGAGGAAUUAUCACCGAAUGCUCGCGCUGAAGCUGAACGUGAAAUGAGACGACGGGACCGUGAGCGUCUUCUUGCGACUGGCGGACUUAGGCGUGAUCUUAUAGCCGAUUUGUACGGUGAGGAGGAGGAGGAAGAAAUAAUUCCUGCGCGUCGCAGGCGUAUUGCGGAGAGAGUAGCUGCAGGUGAUGAAGGUGAUUUAGAACCUGAAGGUGUGCUAGAAAGUAUCGAAAACUUGGAGGAUAUGAAGGGAAUGUCUGUCGUUGAAUGGGUCCAGCAACCUGUCACUCGUCAAGAAAUUAAAAACCGUUUUAAAGCAUUUCUCAGAACGUUUUUGGACGAAAACGAUCGGAACGUAUAUGCUGAGCGUAUAGUACAAAUGGCGAGAGAGAACAAACAUAGUCUGCAUAUUGAUUACCAACACCUGGCGUCGGCGGAGCAAGUCCUAGCAUAUUUUUUACCAGAAGCCCCACAACAUGUCUUAGAGAUCUUUGACGAGGCUGCUCGUGAAGUCACAUUGACUCGGUUCCCUCGUUACGACAGAAUCACUAAUCGAGUCCAUGUCAGAAUAAACGACCUUCCUCUCAUUGAGGACCUCCGAUGUCUUCGCCAUUUUCAUCUUAACCAACUUAUCCGAACAUGUGGAGUAGUUACAAGCAGUUCUGGUGUCCUGCCUCAGUUGAGCGUAGUCCGCUACAACUGUACGAAAUGUGGGUGCCUUUUGGGCCCAUUCGUUCAAAACCAGACAGGCUCAGAGGUCAAACCUUCUACCUGUCCAGACUGCCAGUCAGGUGGUCCAUUCGAACUAUGCAUGGAACAGACUGUUUAUAGAAAUUACCAACGUAUCACUCUUCAAGAAAGCCCAGGCAAAGUUCCAGCAGGUCGUCUUCCUAGGUCCAAAGACGCUAUUCUUCUAGAUGAUCUGGUUGACAGCUGCAAACCGGGGGAUGAAAUAGAGUUAACUGGGGUAUAUACACAUAGCUAUGAUGGAUCACUCAAUACUAAGCACGGUUUUCCAGUCUUUGCAACUGUCAUAUUAGCAAACAACGUUGUUCGUAAAGAUGAUAAGGUCGCUGUGGGGACAUUAACUGACGAGGACACAAGGGCGAUCUUGAAACUUUCACGUGAUGAAAGGAUUGGUGAUCGAAUUUUCGCUAGCAUAGCUCCAAGUGUGUAUGGUCAUGAAGAUAUUAAACGUGGCAUUGCACUGGCACUUUUUGGCGGUGAACCUAAAAAUCCUGGAGGAAAACACAAGGUACGAGGUGACAUUAAUGUUCUUCUCUGUGGUGAUCCGGGGACUGCAAAGUCACAGUUUCUUAAGUGUGUUGAGCAGCUAGCUCCGAGGAGUGUUUUUACAACUGGUCAGGGAGCAAGUGCAGUUGGUCUAACAGCGUAUGUUACUCGCAGUCCAAUGAGUCGGGAGUGGACUUUGGAAGCUGGUGCACUUGUUCUUGCAGAUCGUGGUGUGUGUUUAAUUGACGAAUUCGAUAAGAUGAAUGACCAGGACCGAACAUCUAUACACGAAGCCAUGGAGCAACAGAGCAUCUCAAUAAGUAAGGCAGGUAUUGUUACAAGCCUGCAAGCAAGAUGUACUAUUGUUGCUGCUGCUAAUCCUAUCGGUGGUCGUUAUGACCCGAGCAUGACAUUUUCCGACAAUGUCGAUCUCAGCGAACCAAUUUUGAGUCGUUUUGAUGUUCUUUGUGUUGUUCGUGAUGCAGUAGAUCCUAUUCAGGAUGAAAUGCUUGCACGCUUUGUUGUUGGAAGUCAUAUGCGUCACCAUCCUAAUAUGACGCUGGAGGAGCGUGUUGCUCUGAAUGAUCAAUUAGCAGAACGUGGUGUUCCCCGAAGUGGAUCUUAUGCAGACAUCCAACCACUAGAUCAGGAAUUGUUAAAAAAAUACAUUCUUUAUGCAAAAGACCGUAUUCAUCCUAAGCUAAACCAAAUGGAUCAGGACAAGGUUGCUGCAGCUUACGCUGAUCUAAGACGGGAAUCCAUGGUUAGUCUGUUUUAUUAGUCAUGUUAUUCAUUCUUUUGUCUCUCAUUCAUCGUUUGGGAUUCUGAGUUUGUUCUUCAUUUAUUUUUUGUGAUCACCUAAUAUCAUUUGUUAAUCUUAUAGGUAACUGGGAGCUUACCAAUAACUGUCCGACACAUCGAAUCGGUAAUCCGUUUGUCUGAAGCACACGCUCGUUUGCAUUUGCGGGAAUUCGUUAAUGACGAUGAUGUUAAUAUGGCUCUCCGUGUCAUGCUAGAGUCAUUUGUGUCUACUCAAAAAUUCAGUGUCAUGAAGUCAAUGCGACAGACUUUCUCGCGAUUUUUGAGCUAUCGUCGCGACAACCAAGAAUUGUUAUUGUUCUUGCUUAAACAGUUAGUCCAAGAUCGGUUAGCUUUCGAACGUGUUCGACAUGCUGGGAGUCAAGAGUGGCGCAUCGAAGUCACUGAACGAGAAUUCUCUGAGCGAGCCAAGCAGAUAAACAUCAGUUCUGUUCGUGCAUUCUUGCAAAGUGACCUUUUCAAGUCACACCAUUUUGUGUAUGAUGCCAGUCGGAAAGUUAUCGUUCAUACGGUAUAAAUGACAAUACAUUGGUACUGAACUAGAUUCUCACUUCAUACAGCUGACAUUUCUGUGCAUCUGUAUAUCCUUAUUUUUUCUAAAAUACAUCAGUUAUUGACCUGUUUACUUAUUAAAUAUUAUAUACUUCUAUUUUAUCAGAUUUAUCAUCCAUGGUCCUAUGAUUGUUGUGAAAUACUAUGAUCUGUACAUCUCUCAUCGUUUUUUAUGCUAAGUAAAUAAAUGUUUGACCAUUUAU